Messenger RNA from Herpailurus yagouaroundi (jaguarundi), 2445 nucleotides. It is a transcript of the gene ANKDD1A, whose product is annotated as ankyrin repeat and death domain containing 1A. Gene Ontology annotation, biological process: signal transduction. The record is from RefSeq and is a predicted model, not a curated record. Gene Ontology annotation, molecular function: protein binding. The transcript has 17 exons. NCBI's taxonomy places the organism in Eukaryota, Metazoa, Chordata, Mammalia, Carnivora, Felidae. Bases 29 to 1828 code for a protein of 599 amino acids.
GCGCGCGCCCGGGCUGCGGAGCGGCGGCAUGGAGGAGCCCCCGGCGUGGGAGAACGACGGCCUGCUUCCUCUGGAAAGGCAGCUCCAUGAAGCUGCCCGUCGGAACAACAUCGGAAGGAUGAAGGAACUGAUCCAGAGGAAAGUCAACAUCAGGGCCAGAAACCACGUGGGCAGGGUAGCCCUGCACUGGGCUGCGGGUGCAGGGCAUGAGCAAGCUGUGCGGCUGCUCCUGGAGCAUGAGGUUGCUGUGGACGAUGAGGAUGCGGUAGGGGACCCCUCAUUCGGGUUAAUAUUUCCAAAUGAUCCUGAGAUCAUAUUCUCUGCCUCUCUGCCUCUCCCCUCACCCCUCUUCCCUCAGUCUUCAAGGGCCAGUGACACUGCAAUGAUCCCAGUUUUCCCCUGUACAGCCAUAAGGACCUCUCCAUUUUCAAGAGCUUUUUAUGCAGUGGAUGUCUUUGUAAGGUGGCAAGGCAUCUGCUGGCUUAAGCCAUCUGCCUGGAGGACGUCCUGUAGGAGAUUCAAACAGUUGGUUCUCAAACACCAGUCCAGGUUUGGGAUGAACUCGCUUCUCCUGUCUGCCUGGUUCGGCCACUUACAGAUCCUGCAGAUCUUGGUCAACUCUGGGGCCAAGAUCCACUGCAAGAACAAGGACGGCCUGACAUUACUACACUGUGCAGCCCAAAAAGGCCACGUGCCAGUGCUCGCAUUCAUAAUGGAAGACCUGGAGGAUGUGCCCCUGGACCAAGCUGACAAGCUGGGAAGGACAGCGUUUCACAGGGCUGCUGAGCAUGGGCAGCUGGACGCUCUGGACUUCCUUGUGGGCUCUGGCUGCGAGCACAGUGUGAAAGAUAAGGAGGGGAACACAGCCCUUCACCUGGCUGCUAGCCGCGGCCACCUGACUGUGUUGCAGCGACUCGUGGACAUCAGGCUGGACCUGGAGGAGCAGAAUGUGGAAGGUCUGACUGCCCUACACGCAGCGGUUGAAGGCAGCCACCCUGACUGUGUGCAGCUGCUCCUUGAGGCUGGGAGCAGCGUGAACGCCCUCACCCAGAAAAAGCAAAGCUGCCUCCACUACGCAGCCCUUGGUGGCUCUGAGGAUGUGGCCCGGGCCCUCAUCCAUGCAGGAGGCCACACCAACAUAGCUGAUCAUCAGGGAGCCUCUCCUAUGCACCUCGCUGUGAGGCACAACUUCCCUGCCUUGGUCCAGCUCCUCAUUGACGCAGGCAGUGACCUGGAUGCCACUGACAAUAGGCAGCAGACGCCCCUCCACCUUGCUGCUGAACACGCCUGGCAGGACAUAGCAGAGAUGCUCCUCGUCACUGGGGUUAACUUAAACCUGAGAGAUAAGCAAGGGAAAACUGCCCUGGCAGUGGCCGCCCGCAGCAACCACAUCAGCCUGGUGGACAUGAUUAUAAAAGCUGAUCGCCUCUACAAAUGGGAGAAGGACCACCCUCAGGAUCCCUCUGGGAAGAACUUGACCUUUAAGCAGGACCAUCGGCAGGAAACGCAGCAAUUCCACUCUGUGCUGUGGCGACUGGCUUCCAGGCAUCUGCGGCCUCAAGAGUGGAAGAAGCUUGCGUAUUGCUGGGAGUUCACCGAGGCCCACGUCCAUGCCAUCGAGCAGCAGUGGACAGGCAUCAAGAGCUACCGGGAGCAUGGCCACCGGAUGCUGCUUAUCUGGCUGCAUGGUGUGGCCAUAGCCGGUGAGAAUCCCAACAAAGCACUGUUCGAGGGCCUCGUGGCCAUUGGCAGGAGGGACCUGGCUGAAAGCAUCAGGAAGAAAGCAAAUGCUGACCCGGGUACCCCCAGGAGGUGUACAGCCAUGUAACUGGAGAGGCCAGACCUUCAGGGGCAUGGAGACUCAGAAUGGGGGCCCCUGAACAGAAGAGGACCACCAUUUAAGGGCUUUUAAAAAAUCACUGUUAACAGACCUCCAGCUGCUUGUACUGAAACACCCAGCCCUGCAGGACCAGCAGGCACUGUUUGUAAUCUCUUUCACAGGGGUUAGUCCAGGGGCCAGUUCAGGUUUUGCAGGUAAUCCCUUCCCACAGGUGCAGUCCUUUGCAGCUCUUGGAGCAUCACAGCAGUCCCCUGAGAUGCAAGGGCCAUCUUUUCAGAAAGGACACUGAGGCUCAGAAUGGAUAAGCAGCUAAUCGGCUGUUGAGGUCAGGUGCCAAACCCAGCAUUCCUGUCUCCCCAACCUGGCAAAAGGACUCCAACUGUCACUUACAAAACGGACCUCCUUUAACUCAUUCACUGGCUUUUAAUGAAUGCUGUGCUUACAAAAAGUGUUUCUGUUCACAAGCUUAUUUAUAUGCUUUGACAGUUCUAAGAGGUACACACAUUCUUUUUUUCCCAUUUUGUUUAGAAAUUUAAUUUUAAAAAUUUAGUUUUAUUAUUUUUUUGAGAGAGAGAGAGAGAGAGAGAGAGAGAGUGCGCAUGCAU